This is a messenger RNA of Colletotrichum destructivum, 288 nucleotides long. RefSeq lists its product as uncharacterized. The transcript has a single exon. The record is from RefSeq and is a predicted model, not a curated record. NCBI's taxonomy places the organism in Eukaryota, Fungi, Ascomycota, Sordariomycetes, Glomerellales, Glomerellaceae. Bases 1 to 288 code for a protein of 95 amino acids.
AUGCCCAAUCUUCGUCCCCGAAGACAACAUUUGGGUAACAUUACUCCGUACGCUUGGCCUCCAAGCAGCGUCCUGUCUCUCCACCUCCUUCUGCCGUCCCUCUCCUCCCUCCCAGGCCACUCCACUCAUCGUCCGUUAACACGUCUCGCCACGCUUCGUCCGUCAGCCAUACCCCUUCCCUCUCGAGUCUUCGCACGCUCUACCCUGCUCGUCUUGUCCUCCCCAUCGUCUCGACCUCAUCAUCGUCUCGGCCUCCCCAUCGGCACCGCCUGCCCUUAUCUCAUCUGA